Molecule: messenger RNA, 575 nt
Organism: Saccostrea echinata
Lineage: Eukaryota; Metazoa; Mollusca; Bivalvia; Ostreida; Ostreidae
Exons: 5
Coding region: 77-535 (152 amino acids)
Biological process (GO): lipid metabolic process
Source: RefSeq, a predicted model, not a curated record
CAUGCGACAUUACAAUUGUUCAACCAAGUUUAUUCUAUUUAGCUUUGAUAAUUGUGUGCUGAAAUUCAAAUGAAGGAUGGGAACAGAGGUAUCCAAAUACGGAAGUGAUCAAGUCCUUGUCGACGCAAAAAGUGAAUAUAUUGAUGAUGUCCUGCAACAGGAAGACAAUGACAGCGAUCAUGAGAGCGAGGAACACGUUCACGAAUUAAGUGAAUUAGACAAGCUUGCGCAAACCAUAGACCCAAACGAUUAUGUUGAUCAGUAUCCUUUCGAAAAUCUCAUUUUCGAGGGAGGUGGAGCAAAGGGGAUAGCAUAUCCUGGAGCAUUGAGGGCGUUAGAGGAAGUUGGUAUUAUGAAAAAGAUCAAAAGAUUUGCUGGUACAAGUGUUGGCUCUAUAACGGCAACCAUGGCUGCGCUUGGCUACAAAAGCACUGAAAUUAGAGAAGUCAUGUCAACAGAUUUUUCAAAGUAUUAUGAUGCUAGGUUUGGAAAAUUCAGUUUCAUUCCAAAUCUCCUCUGGUAUUUGGGAUGGUAACCACUUUAUACCCUGUACGAUUACAUCGGAGAAAUAGUUG